This is a messenger RNA of Zasmidium cellare ATCC 36951, 1497 nucleotides long. RefSeq lists its product as uncharacterized. Gene Ontology annotation, biological process: actin cortical patch localization; actin cortical patch assembly; endocytosis. The coding region runs from base 1 to 1497 and encodes 498 amino acids. The record is from RefSeq and is a predicted model, not a curated record. The transcript is spliced from 2 exons. NCBI's taxonomy places the organism in Eukaryota, Fungi, Ascomycota, Dothideomycetes, Mycosphaerellales, Mycosphaerellaceae. Gene Ontology annotation, molecular function: Arp2/3 complex binding. Gene Ontology annotation, cellular component: actin cortical patch.
AUGGACUCGGACGAAGAGGACGAUUUCGAGUGGAGUGUCGAGAACGAGGAAGAGUUCUGGGAGGAACUCGACGACAUUGUCACGGCACCGAGCGAGACCCACGAGGAGAUUGACGACGUAUUGAGGAGGUUCUUGGGGUUCACGACGAGGUUCAAAGAGGCGUAUCUGCAGUCCGAGUACGAUGUCGCGAGGUGCUGCUAUCACUUGCUCGAUGCGCCGCUGUCGAAGCACAAUCGGGAUUAUGUGAGGAGGCAGAUUCUGUAUUGCUUGUUGCAGGAGGAUGAGGUGGAUACACUGCAUCUGGCCGCGGCGCUGCUGCUGUUCGAUGGGCGGUCGAAUGAGACGGCUUUUGAGAUGAUGCAGACUGAGGGCGCAUUUCCACGGCUUGUGGAGCUGAUAAGAGCGAAGAGGGAUGAUGAUAUUGGAUUACACCGGCUGCUACUGGAGUUGUUGUUUGAGAUGUCGAGGAUACAGAAGCUCUCGAGGGAAGACUUGACGAUUGUGGACGACGCCUUCAUCCUUUAUCUGCUGCAGCUCAUUGAGGAGCUUUCUGACGAUGCGGACGAUCCAUAUCACUACCCUAUCAUCAGGGUACUGUUGGUCUUGAACGAACAGUACAUGUGCCUUGCGAAUGCAACGAUAUCACCUUCAGAGGAGAACGGGCCGGUCACCAAUCGAAUCCUCAAGCUCUUGUCCAUGCACGGACCGUCAUAUCGGACAUUUGGAGAGAACCUCAUUCUUCUGCUGAAUCGUGAGUCGCAGCUGGGACCUCAACUCCUGAUUCUGAAACUGCUCUACCUACUAUUCACGACACCUUCGACUUACGAGUAUUUCUACACGAACGAUUUGCACGUCCUGGUCGACGUCAUCAUUCGAAACCUUUUGGACUUGGAUCCCGGAAACCCAGAUUCUGGCCUUGCGCCGGAUCAGGAUGGGCAGCGUGCGCUGAGACAUACGUACUUGCGCGUGCUGUGUCCGCUUCUGAAGAACACGCAAUUAGCACGCGAGGGCAACAACUACAAACGAGAGGAAGUGCGGAAGCUCCUGUUCCUUCUGGUCAACAGAUCUUCGGCUCAUUUCGCUCCUGUUGACGAGACCAUCAUUCGACUCGUGAUCCGCUGCAAGCAGAUCGAGUGGCUCAGGGAAGAAGACGAUGAACAGGAUGAACUAAUCGAGAAGAAGCUGGCUGAAGUCGUUCCAAGCGAGUCGGUGGUGGCCAAGAAAUUGCUAGGUAUGUCAAUCGGAGAGGCAGCUGAAAGCAGCCUAAGCGUGACGGAGGUUUCGGCCAAAGUCACCAAAGAGAAGCCCAGCGUUCCAGCCCCCAGGCGGAGGCGGAAAGGCUCGAAACCUGUUGGCAAUGGCGACAAGGCACACGUCAAUGGCACAAGCGGGAGUGAUACUCUGAAAGUGCCACCGCUACAGCCCAUGGCACUAGGGGAGGACAUUUCGCGCGAUGAAACGAGGAGUCCAUUUUCAGAUGACAAUGCGGAGACAUGA